AUUUAACAUAUGAAUACACAUUAUAACCUAAUAUUGAACAGAGGAGCGGGUUACGCCCCCUAGAUCACACGCAGUUCUAUCGUCGUGAACACGUAGUUGAGAAGUGAGAUGCAAAGACAUGUAUUUUGAAGUCCCUUAUAUGGAAGAGGAUUGUGCUAGAGGAUUCUAUUUGUAGAGUCUUGGAUGGAGCUAAGAAAUCCGAGGUCAAUAUCUUUUAGUCAUCGCAACGAACGAGAUGACUAAAACUUUGCCAAUUACUCGAUUUUCUAAAUUUGUUGAUAUUCUCGAAAUUGAGAGGAUACAUAUAGCCCCAGUUUCAUUCUAACUUCGCCACUGAUAGCAGAGUCCGGGAUAAAAUAAAACCAUGUGAAGGCAUGUGUAGCUAGUUUGCUAGAAGUCAUGCGUGGACUUGACUACGUAAGCCCAUCUCGACGUGGUUAUCUGUAACCCCAAGCAUCCACAUCCAUAAAAUACGUAUCCAAGAGAUAAACAUGUUACACCGUCACUAGCUAGCUACAUCAAUGUCGAAGAAUCGCAAACUAUGGAAAAAAAUAUGUGCCAUAGCUGACGAUGACAACCUUACGAUAGUGUUUUCGCACUAAGCACCGUGAAAAUACAUGCCACUCAGCCAAAGAAGAAUGAUGGAGAGUUGACCGAAAUGAGCACUAAAUACUUUUCGAGAAAUCUCCUCCAAAUCACUGGUAUGGCUAUCGACUAUCGAUCUCUUUCUAAAUCCAUGUGUUGCAUAAAUCACAAUCCCUCCCCCGUGCGAUUUGGUGCAGAGAACGUAGCUUUCUGGGAUUUCGAAGGGACAACAGAGACGUGCACGGCGCCGUCCCUUUCUUGGCUUAGUUUUCCACAAAUAAAACCAUAUCUUUUGGUGACUAAAUGGUCACUGAUGAUGAAAUUCGUUUUCUGUCUUUGUUCAAGUAAAACUCAACCGGCUACAUGUAUGCAUACAAUUUGCAAUUGAUCAACUCGUGUAGGGUACGCAUGCAUAGUAAAAAAUAAAAAGAAUUGAUUGAUUUGAGCUCGAUUGUUUGUUUAAUUAGCGUUAUUAAACUUGUGACAACUUGCUUAAUUAAUGGUUGAUUAAUAUCUGUUAUCUCUAUCAGUACUUUUGUCUACAACAGGAAAUGACAGUAAUAUGUUAUAACUAAUAAGUGUUUGCUACUUUGCUUCGUUGACCUUGAUUAGAGUGUACAAUUAGGGUAAUUGUUGGGGUAUAUUAACGAAACUAUUAAGUGAAAUGAGUGAGAGAUUUUAACGACCUAGUUUAUUUUCAUGUUGGACUGAGAUCCUGUUGAGAUUUGGAAUCUUUUUCAUGGAGUAAUUAGAGAUCAUUUAUAAAUCGUCCUGUUUUGUUGAGAGAAAUUCAAACAUUAUUAUUAUAAAAUUCGAGAGAAUUCGAACACAAAACUAAAUGUACGAUUCAGAUUGACUCUCUGUCUUGUCGGCGUGGGUUCUCCUCCAACCUCUCCCGUGAUCUGUUUGUUUAGUAUGAUCCCAUUGAUUGAGAUUUUGUUCGCUGAAUUUCGAUCGGCCGGGAUUUCGGCCACCGCCCACGUGCAUGGCGAGCACAAAUUAUGUUGAAGCUGCCGUCAAAGAAACAGUAAAAACAAAAACGUAAAAACAAAAACGUUUUUUAAUUAUCAUAUAUGUGAGGAGGGAAGCACACGUGGCAAUUGCCCAAAUCAUGGAUUACUGUCUCGUAUUAAUAUAAUUUUUUUUUGUAUAUAUGUUAAAGAAACUAUUAUUUGCAUGUGAAGGUAAAUUGACCUCAUCAAUGUCAUUGUAAAUUUCAGACUCUAGGAGUGGACUUGGGUUAAAAGUAGUGGUUGACUUCGUUUGUCUUUUACUGAAAUCAAUUUGUUGGGCCGAUCUUCUUACCCCCGUCCAUUUUAGCCCAAUAGCAGUCUCGGCCCUAGGAGAGCGCAUCCGUUUGAUGCAUGAGCCCAUCCAUAGCUCGAAAUUGUUACAUAUCUAACUUUUGGACUAUUUCGGAAUUAAAAAAAAAUUAUGUACAAGAAUGUCAUUCUAAAAAUACAAUACCUAAAUAUAUUUUUUGAAAAGUGUAUUCCUAAGUUAGAUAUUAAAUUUAUGUAUGAAACUACAAAAUAUAAAUAUAUAUGUACUACUUUGUAAUUCUAUAGCAAUCAAUGCAUCCACUAAUCUAUUGGAUUAAUUAUUUUUUUUAGAGGAAGAAUUAAAUUGAAUUCAAACUGUCACCUACUUGAUUCUUAUAUGCAAUGCUCAUUUUCCUAUUUUCUCUUAUUCGUCUUUAAUCUUCUGCACGCAGUUAUGGAGUCGUAUGAUAUAAUUGUCGAUAUUUAAAUCUAAGACCUACAAGUUAACCAAACCUAUCGACCAUACAAGCUCUUUAUUGACCUCAAUAUUAACUUCAUCUCCUUACAGAAAGUUUGAAUUCUGGUGAAGAAGAAUAUUGUUAACAUUUCAUUUAUUGUCUAGCAUGUAUGAAAACUAACAAUAAAGGGAAAAGACAGGCAGAUUUUAUCUUAUGAUAUUUUGGUAGAGAAUAAGUCAUAUUCACUCUGUUUUCCCCAUAGACUUAGCUUUUAGUUGGAAUAUAUAUUUUCCAUAUGAAUCGCACACCUCCGUUACAGUUUAUGCUAAGUGUAUAUAAAGACACAAAUCUAUAAUAAGAAUUCUCCAUCUUCAUUCGGUAAUCUUUCCUGAAAUUCGACUCUUAGUAUACUCUACAGAAACAUCAUAAAUCGAAACAAAAACAUCCAAGAUAUGGAUCACAUCUCGAUGAAGUUGAUCUUCUUGGUUACACUCUUGGUUUUUACCGCUGGUGUAACGAACAUUGGAGCAGAAGAAUUCACCGGAGAUAACAACGACGGCGCCGACUUGGGGGCAUCGGCUUUCUCGUUAAAGAAUCCGUGCUCAAGAGUGAAGUCAUGUAGUUGUGUCCUCGGAGUUUGCGUUUGCAAGAUCCAUGGCGGCUCGGCUCUGACGUCAUCUUCCCGACCACUCAGCGCCGGAGGUGAUCACGAUGACGACGUCGUCGGCACGGGGCUUAACCACGUUAGAUGCGAGCUAGUGACGGCGUGUAGUUGUGUGUUCCGAACUUGCUUUUGCCUGGAGCGCAGAAAUCCUCCGUCAUCUCUCCGAUCGCACGGCGCCGAGGAGGAACUCGUCUGAAAAUCGUAGCUUAGGUUGAUGAUGAAUUUCCGUUGUUUAGUUUCUUGAUUAGAUAGAUUCGUAAUAAUACCAUAGAAUGUAUUGAUCUAGUACUAGCUAUCUAGUAGUAUUUAGUUCAAUAAAGAGAAUACUCUUUUUUUUAAGUGGCGUGUUAGAGAGUGGUAUAAGAUCGAUCCAACAUAACCUUCUCACAAUGAUAUGUGAAAGUUAAGGCAUUCUUGUUGGCUCAAACACAUACAUGAUAUGUGAAAUCAUAAAGAUCAUUAUUAAAAGAGGAUAACGUAGAACAUUUCACGCCACUAAAUAAUUAAUGGCCAGUUCAACUCGCUUCUUGUUGUGUAAAAGCAAAAUGCACUAAAGGUAAUUGGUUGAGCAGAAAGGCGAAUGAACAAAUAUCGUAUAAUUGUUUGUGUCUGAAUAUCAUGAGAAUCUGUAUUUCGAUUGUUGCAACACCGUCAAACACUUACUGCUUAAUCUUAAGUUUCUCUCCUUAUAGAAAGUCUGAAUAGGCCAGUAUCAAAAAUGGAAGAGUAGCACAAAAGAAUAUUUCUAUCAAUUCACUUCUAGCCUUAGAUGCAUGAAGGAUAACAACAAUGGAAACGAUUAAAUAUCAUAUGGCACA
Linum trigynum is the source of this 3787-nucleotide messenger RNA. The record is from the annotation of a GenBank genome assembly. Lineage: Eukaryota; Viridiplantae; Streptophyta; Magnoliopsida; Malpighiales; Linaceae.